AACGACCACUGUCACCUCACCUCCUCACCACCUCCCGCUCAGUUUUUCCUACUUUUAACACAAAGCACUGAUAUUCUUGCUCACAACGAGUUUCAUUUCAUACAUGCACCGUGGACAAGACGAGGGUGAGUUAAACCAUCAGUUUGCACCUAUAAAUCAAAUUAACAUCAACAUGUCCGUGUUGAAUGUUUGCAUCUGUGUCGGCCUCGUGCUGUCCCUGCCUCAGUGUACGUAUCAGUCAUGCACAGAUGGGAAACCCAAAGAGUGCCUAGAAGCAGAUUUUGCUCCAGGCUCCAAUUUGGCCGGGGAAGGUUUCGAUAUCACGAAAAUGGAACGUAAAGGAGCCUAUGUGCUCGAUAUGAAACUGUGGAAACGGAAAAAAGACAAAACAUGCACCCUGUGUACCAACCCCUACCUGGAGAACAAAAAGCAGAAGCUCCCCUUGUCGGUGGUGGACUGGAGAACGAAGCAGUCCUGCAAUGCUAAAGUGGCGACUUCAGUCCACCGAUCCAGUGAGUCUCUACUCACUUCCAGCACAUCCAAGGUUGACAACGACUGGAAGGCAGGUCUAGAGGUUGAUGUGGGUGAUAAAAGUGGUUCAUUGAUGCUGGCUGGCAGCGACUCGAAACUGGCUGAGUACUCAAUGGAGAAAACAAAGAAUGACAAGUACAGUUUCACAACCCAAAGCAUGUCCUGUGAAUUCUACAGCUACCGAGUGUCCAAGACUCCCAAGUUGCAUAGAGAAUUUCGCAAAGCGGUGAAAGAACUGCCCAAAAUCUACAGUGCUGAGUACAAGCAACGUUUUUACAAACUGAUUGACGACUUUGGCACCCAUUACAUCACCAAGGUGAAAUUGGGAGGAGAUGUUCAAUCUGUGACCAGCAUCAGGCAGUGCAUGGCCAGCCUGCAGGGCCUCAGUGUGGAUGAGGUGCAGAUGUGCCUGGAAGUGGAGGCGUCCGCCAGCAUCAAAGCUACAGCAAAAGCUGAAGCGAAACACUGCAAGAAUGACAUUGACAAGACGGAGAGUAAGUCAUCCUUCUCCAGCACCUUCAACGACAGGUUCACACAAAUAACGGGGGGCCAUACCACGGAGCCAGACCUUCUCUUCUCUUCUGAAAAAAAUCCAUCAGCCUACAAGGAAUGGCUUACCACAAUACCACUCAAUCCAGACAUCAUCUCAUAUUCUCUGGACUCUCUGCAUGAGGUACUGCCUGUCAAAAACCCUGCUCGAAAGAACCUACGAUCAGCCAUUAGCCAUUACAUCCUGGAGAAAGGUCUGUUGAGGAACUGCAGCAACCGCUGUCAGGCUGGCAUCAAGACCGACUCAAGGGAUCCCUGUGUCUGCCAAUGCCAUAAUAACCCUAAUGUCACCCCAGACUGCUGUCCGGCCCGUAGAGGCAUGGCACGUGUCAUCAUAACUGUAAAAAGGGCCGCUGGUCUUUGGGGAGACCACACAACUGCCACAGACGGGUACGUGAAAGUGUUCUUCAACAAGCGGAUGGUGCAGCGUACUCCUGUCUUUUACAACAACAACAACCCCCGCUGGGCCACGGUCGUCGACCUGGGCAUCGAGAGUUUGUCAGAGGCACCUGCAGUGAGAUUUGAAGUGUGGGACGAGGACAACAAGUGGGACGACGACCUCCUGGGAGAAUGUGGGCGACCUGUAUCUGCUGGAGUGAAGGAGGAUCUCUGCAAUCUGCAGCAUGGCCAGCUUUUCUACAAAGUGGAGGUGAUAUGUGCUCCAAGUCUGAGUGGACAGUUAUGCAAGGACUAUAAACCUUCACCUAUGAGUCCAAGUCUGCAUAAGCUGUAUGUGUCCCGUCAUGCCCACCGUAUUCCAAAGGAAAUGCUGUUGAAGAUGGGGGUUUUUGUGAAUGGAACAAGCUCACAGAGAAAAAUGAAUCUUACUUCUGUGAGAAAAAGGUUUGAUAUGUUAUAAUACUUGUAUUUGGCUUUACUGAGGUUUACAUUCAAGGUGUUACCAUCAUCUUUUGGCAGCAUUUAGCCCACCAUAUUCCAAAGGCCAUGCUGUUAAAGAUGUUGGUUUUUGUGAAUGAAACAAGUCCCACAUAGAGACCAGACUGCUGUAAAUAUGUUGAUGAGAUAAAAUAACCAUCUACUGCUUCACUGAGACU
Molecule: messenger RNA, 2135 nt
Organism: Scomber japonicus (chub mackerel)
Lineage: Eukaryota; Metazoa; Chordata; Actinopteri; Scombriformes; Scombridae
Product: perforin-1-like
Exons: 5
Coding region: 104-1939 (611 amino acids)
Biological process (GO): leukocyte mediated cytotoxicity
Molecular function (GO): pore-forming activity; calcium ion binding
Source: RefSeq, a predicted model, not a curated record